Messenger RNA from Rosa rugosa (rugosa rose), 820 nucleotides. RefSeq lists its product as uncharacterized. The coding region runs from base 140 to 400 and encodes 86 amino acids. NCBI's taxonomy places the organism in Eukaryota, Viridiplantae, Streptophyta, Magnoliopsida, Rosales, Rosaceae. The transcript has 3 exons. The record is from RefSeq and is a predicted model, not a curated record.
ACGUGGAUGCUUUAUCUAAUCGCCACGCAUUCUUGACUCUGACCCAAAGCUACAAAACGUGUUGGACUCCAGCCUCAGCUAUCUUAAACAAAAGGCAAUUAGUUCCCUCAAGUCAAGUAGUACUGCAAAUCCAGGCACCAUGGACGACAGGACUGAUAGAAAGCAAGCAGAGAUUUCUGGUAUGUCUCGCAUGAAGACGGAAUGCAUAGCCUUCACAGUUUCGUUGCAAGAGGGUUUUCGCUAUGUCAAGGCCUUCUUUGUUGGUCAGGCCAAAAAGUUGACGGCAAGAAAUGAGAAAGAAGCAGCAGAAGCAGACCUAGUAACUGCCAAAAUGCAAGUUGAAGCUACUGAUGCAGCCGAGGAUACCAAAAACAGACUCAACAAAUCAGUGUCAUCAUAGCCAAAAUCCGGUGCAUGAUUGACUAUUAAUAUAGCAAUCAUUGGUUUCUCGAAAGAUUGUGUUCAUCCAUUUGUUCCAAUUGUUUGAUCCGAGUUGGAUGAAUAAACCAUCUUGAAUUUGCUUGAAUUCUUCAUUGAUGAUAUUCGAAGAAUGGCUGAACGAUGAUUCGGUAAAAAUAAUACACCCUAUCAACGAUUAGGGAAAUUCUAGUGUACUUGUGGGUAUCUCAUAUCCACAUUUACAAAACUGACAACAAAUUUGUUGUCAGAGUGGUAAUGUUGAGUCCUAUUUUGUGUAAUCUUAGUUCUAAUAAUAGUAAUUACACCUCUUACGACAUUGUUACAAGCUUUUGAACAAAUUCGUUGUCAAUGUUGUAAUUUUUGUUUAACUAUAUGUAAAUAGUGUAAAUGAAUAUGGUAA